AUGCCCGGGAUAUUGGGUUGGGUUGAGCUCCCAACCUUUAAAGUAGCACUUGGAGGGGAUGGUGGAAUGCUGUGGUGGGUGGUGCUGCAGGUGGGUGGUGCUGCAGGUGGGUGGUGCUGCAGGUGGGUGGUGCUGCAGGUGGGUGGUGCUGCAGGUGGGUGGUGCUGCAGGUGGGUGGUGCUGCAGGUGGGUGGUGCUGCAGGUGGGUGGUGCUGCAGGUGGGUGGUGCUGCAGGUGGGUGGUGCUGCCGGUGGUUGGUGCUGCAGGUGGUUGGUGCUGCAGGAGGGUGGUGCUGCAGGUGGGUGGUGCUGCAGGUGGGUGGUGCUGCAGGUGGGUGGUGCUGCAGGUGGGUUGUGCUGCAGGUGGGUGGUGCUGCAGGUGGGUGGUGCUGCAGGUGGGUGGUGCUGCAGGUGGGUGGUGCUGCAGGAGGGUGGUGCUGCAGGAGGGUGGUGCUGCAGGUGGGUGGUGCUGCCGGUGGGUGGUGCUGCAGGUGGGUGGUGCUGCCGGUGGGUGGUGCUGCAGGUGGGUGGUGCUGCCGGUGGGUGGUGCUGCCGGUGGGUGGUGCUGCAGGUGGGUGGUGCUGCCGGUGGGUGGUGCUGCCGGUGGGUGGUGCUGCAGGUGGGUGGUGCUGCAGGUGGGUGGUGCUGCAGGUGGGUGGUGCUGCCGGUGGUUGGUGCUGCAGGUGGUUGGUGCUGCAGGAGGGUGGUGCUGCAGGUGGGUGGUGCUGCAGGUGGGUGGUGCUGCAGGAGGGUGCAGGCUGGGCUUGCUCUUGGAGAAGCGUGA
Closterium sp. NIES-65 is the source of this 783-nucleotide messenger RNA. Lineage: Eukaryota; Viridiplantae; Streptophyta; Zygnematophyceae; Desmidiales; Closteriaceae. The record is from the annotation of a GenBank genome assembly.